CAGAGAGGGAGGGAGAGUGUAUAUGAGAGUGAGGUUGCUCCUCAGUAGUUCCUCCUCUCAGUCUGACACCAGCAGCCUGCUUUUUCCUCCUCAACUUCAGUGAAACUCCACCAGGUUGUGACAGCCAUGUUGGCGGUGUGUUUGAGGCUGCUUUUGCUUCUCCCCCUGGUUUGCUGCGUCCCGUCCCCCUCCAGACCGCCUUCCAGACUCUGCAGGCGAUGCUGCGAUCACCAGGAGUCGCCUGCAGCCGCGGCCCAAUAUCAGAUGCCCGAGGUCCGCACUGUCAUCAACAUGACCAUCCUCAAAGGUGAUAAAGGAGACAGAGGUGACAAGGGUACACCUGGCAAGCCCGGUUUAGAGGGACCUCCCGGCCACCGAGGACCCAUGGGCCCUAAAGGCACCAAAGGCCAGGUGGGUGCACCUGGAGACGCCUGCAAGAUCCCCUACUCUUCCUUCUCAGUGGGACGCCGCAAGUCCCUGCACAGCAUCGACUACUACCAGGCGCUGGUGUUCGACACGGUGUUCGUCAACCUCCACGGGCACUUCAACAUGUUCAAGGGCAAGUUCUACUGCUACGUGCCAGGGAUCUACUUCUUCAACGUUAACAUUCACACCUGGAACUUUAAGGAGACCUACCUCCACCUGAUGCACAACGACAAGGAGCAGGUGAUCCUGUACGCUCAGCCCAGUGAGAGGUCCAUCAUGCAGAGCCAGAGCGUUAUGAUGGAUCUGGCUCUGAACGACGAGGUCUGGGUCCGACUCUACAAGAGGGAGAGGGAGAACGCCAUUUACAGUGACGACGUGGAUGUUUACAUCACCUUCAAUGGAUACCUGGUGGCACCUAGCAUCCAGUGAGAAUAGGACAGAGGGAAUAAUGAGAGGAGUGGCAGAAUCUCUGGCUGGGAUUACUUGAUCUUUUUGCCAUGGAUACUGCUUUAUGCUAAGACAGGAGAACUAAACAGAGGACAAUACAAGUGUGGUGCUUAUUGUAAAUCCCUUUCAGCCUGGAGAGGAAUUUACUGUGCUUUCUUAAAUGAGGACUGCCCUAAAAAUAUAACAAUCAAAAGGAACAAAAAAUAGAGACAGGUAGCACAGCACACAAUUAGGAAAGAAUGUUAAAUGACUUCCUUUGCACUACACUUUUGUACAAAGUAAAUCACUUUUUCCUACUUGCUGUGCUGUGCUACUUUCCUCUUGGAUCACUCCUUUCAGGGACUUUGUGUUUUAACACAAGUUGUAUCACGUAUCAGGAAUUCUACAUCUGUGCAAUCAAUUAUGUAUCUGUGUUAUGAAUAGAGAGUUUCUGUCAGAUUAAAAUGUGUUCAGAGAGACUGCUGUCACACCUCAAACAAACCUUGGUACCUUUUAGAAGAAUAUUGAGCUUCAAAGGGUCAGUUCACCCAAUUUGCAAAAACACAUCGUCCCACUCACCCCUGAUGGUGUCUAACCAUGCAUAUAGUCAACUGAUUUAAAUGUUAUUAACCCAUUAAAUGGCUGCUAUCAGUUGUCAUCUGUGGCAUAGAUUACCUCCUACAGCAUAUUUAUGUUUAUUGUUAGGUGGCGGUCUCUAGAAGCCUUCGUAAUAAUGAUGGGAGCAAAGGAGGAAGUAUAAAGAGCGACAAAGUCCACAUAGGGAGGAGCUCGGGGUGGGUGGAUUGGCCAGUCAAACACAGGACUUUCAUCCAGGAGACUGCUGUUCAUGUACCGAGUGUAACCAGAAGUCAAUGUUGAGUUUUUUUAACAUACGUAAGUUAACUUACAUAAUGCACUAAAUUUAUGUGACAUACAUAAUGUAAGUAAACUUACGUACAAAACUUCAUUCACGUAACAAACGUAAACCUUUGGUUAUGUGACUUUAAAUUUAAUUGCUUUUAACUGAAAAUGCAUUAGGCCACUGCUGAUGUGGGUAGGCUUUAGUUUAUGGUUAAGUAUGGUAGAUAACUUAAAUUGUUGUGAACAUAAAGAAUUCAUCCUCCCUGUGUCAGCUCAAUUGUUGUUCACCUGGUGCAUCACAUGUGUGUAACAUCAGUGGCUGAUUAGGUCAGACCUGCACCAUGUGCAAACACUUCUGGCCCUUCAAUAUCUUCCUAAAUACAUGCUGAUUUACCAAACCAGAAGACUUAUAAUAGAGAUUUUGGGGUUUUUUAUUCAAAGCAUUAAAAAUUGCAUUUUACAUUUGGUUCUUGUCAAAAUUUUUCACCCAGACUGUUUUCUAUUGAAGAAACAGUGAAAACUGUUGAAACUCUAAAAACAGCAUUAAAGGGACAGUGUGAUGCUAAAUCAAAAACACAUGUUUUAUCUCUUACCUGUGGUGCUAUUUAUCAGUCUACAUUGUUUUGGUGUUAGCUGCCGAAUGUUGGAGAUAUCAGCCGUAGAGAUGUCUGCCUUCUCUUGAAUAUAAUGGAACUAGAUGGCACUCAGCUGGUGGUGCUCAAAGUGCCAAAAAAAUACACUUGAAAAACUCAACAGCAAUGUCUCUUUCCAGAAAUCAUGACCUGGUUUAAGAUAAUCCACAGACCUUGCUGUGAGUAGCUUCAUGUAGGAACUAUUUCUUUCUACCAAACUACACUCAGCAACCAUAUCAUGGCGCACAAGGAAAUGUGCAUCUACUCAUGGACGAGAGGCUUGUGCUUGUGACAGCAUGAGAUGUAAAGAUUAAUGGCGUCCUCCGCAGCUGAGCUGUAUCGUUAGCUAGCCCAGUGGUGCUGGGUGAGCUAGCAGUAGAUGCACACGUCCUUCUGCGCAGUGAUGCAGUUGGUGCUUGUAGUUUUUUGGGAAGAAAAUAGAUCCACAGCAAGGUCUGUGGAUUACCUUUGUCUUUUCAAAAGUGUGGCGCUUUGAGCUCCACAAGCUGAGUGCCAUUUAGUUCCAUUAUAUUUGAGAGAAGGCAGACAUCUCUACGGCCGAUAUCUCCUACACUCGGCAUCUCACACCAAAACAAUCUUAUUUGUUUAACAGCACUAAGAAGAAAAAAAUGUGUUUUUGAUUUGGGGAGAACUAACCCUUUAAAUGAAAAUACAUCAUCUGCACAGCUAGGGUUAAGGGGGAAAUCACUUUUUUUGUAAUUUUGGUUAACUGACCCUGUAAACAUACAACCCAACAUAUCAAAAUGAAAACUAAAGGUGCUUUAUUUCCAAAUGUAUAAAUGCAUUCGGGUUUUGAUGAUUAAAUGCAUCCUUACAGAGACUUCAAACUGCAGAGCAGUUCAUGUAAAUAGUUGUAUAAUAGCUGUCUUUAUAGCCUAAAUCUGUGCUACCACUCAUGCUGUUGGGGCUGAAUUUUGUAUGUGUGUUUGUAUUUGUAAACAGUAUUUCCUCCUUCAUUAACCAAGUCUCUUUUUGUUCUCUAUCACUGGAGCAACAGAAAGACACUUGAUUAUGAAAAAAUAAACAUUUUCAGAAUGAAAAAAUGAAACCAGAAGUCUGUA
Epinephelus moara (kelp grouper) is the source of this 3427-nucleotide messenger RNA. It is a transcript of the gene c1qtnf6b, whose product is annotated as C1q and TNF related 6b. Gene Ontology annotation, molecular function: protein binding. The transcript has 3 exons. The record is from RefSeq and is a predicted model, not a curated record. NCBI's taxonomy places the organism in Eukaryota, Metazoa, Chordata, Actinopteri, Perciformes, Serranidae. Bases 127 to 855 code for a protein of 242 amino acids.